Molecule: messenger RNA, 336 nt
Organism: Arabis nemorensis
Lineage: Eukaryota; Viridiplantae; Streptophyta; Magnoliopsida; Brassicales; Brassicaceae
Source: the annotation of a GenBank genome assembly
AUGUGGGAUGAAACUGUUGCCGGACCCAAGCCGGAGCAUGGCCUUGGCCGCCUCCGCAAUAAGAUCACCGCCCAACCCAUUGACAUCAAGGGUGCAGGAGAAGGUAGCAGCAGCAAAGCUGUGGUAACGAGUCCGGCGUCGGCAGGGAGUCCAAGAACUCCGACGACGCCGGGAUCGGCACGUAAAGAGAACGUGUGGAGGAGUGUGUUUCAUCCAGGAAGUAACAUAGCAACCAGAGGAAUGGGCACUAACCUCUUUGACAAGCCCUCUCACCCUAACUCUCCCACGGUCUACGACUGGCUAUACAGCGACGAUACAAGGAGCAAGCACCGUUGA